Euleptes europaea (tarantolino) is the source of this 1479-nucleotide messenger RNA. It is a transcript of the gene OCSTAMP, whose product is annotated as osteoclast stimulatory transmembrane protein. Bases 1 to 1479 code for a protein of 492 amino acids. Gene Ontology annotation, cellular component: membrane. The transcript has 3 exons. The record is from RefSeq and is a predicted model, not a curated record. NCBI's taxonomy places the organism in Eukaryota, Metazoa, Chordata, Lepidosauria, Squamata, Sphaerodactylidae.
AUGAGUAUUUGGAGGAUUGCAGAGUGCUUACAAAAGAACUGGGGACACCUUCACAGAACUGGGUUGGAGGUCUGGACCUAUUCUCAGGAUAUUUUAUUCCCACUGAUAGAAGCUUUCACCCUGGAAGUCUGGCUGGCUUACUCAGCACCGUUACCAUCAAACCUCAACCAGCUGCUGUCCUUAUUUCUGAUGUGCUGUUGCAUUGCUGUGUCAACUGGAGGCCUCUUCUAUCAUUGGAUGUUCUCCUCACUGCAGUAUUCUUUCCAGUUCUCUGCCGCAACUGCUGCCGCGGUUAGUCUUCUGGCUUUAUUGACCCUUUUCUUGGUGCACCCUGUCCGUUGCAUGUUCACGAUGAUGGUGCCUACAUUAGGGACCAAGCAAGGGCAGAGACUUCUUCUCUCUGCAUGUUUCAUGAUCGUGGCAGCCAACAUCGUCCCCAACAUCAUGAGCAACAUCCAAGCCAUACUGCAAGUCAUUAAAUGCAUCUGCAAGAAUUCCUCCGAGAGCCUUCUUAUCUCAACGCACCUGUUGGGAAAUGCUUCUUGGGAUUUCAGCCACUAUCUCAAAGAGGUCAUCGACUAUAUGCCAAACCAAAUAGUGAAACCCAGAGACGGCCAUAUGCAGUUUGAAACACACAACAACAGCUUCCUGCUGACUCGGAAAAUGAUCUACGCUAGCCAAGGGAUCAAGGAAGAUUUCUCGCAUAUUGAAAUGCAGGCCCAGAAGGUCACACUGAUGGCCAACCGGGUCAUCGCUGGCUUCUUCCUCUUCUUCUUGAUUUUUGAAUCGGCUUGCUACCUGAAGAGCUAUCUCACUGACCUCCAAUUUGACAAUAUUUACAUCACCAAAAAGCUAGAAGAUUUGGCUCAGAAAAAUGAAGCCGCUCACCUACUGGUUUGCUCACCCAAAAAACUGAUCAAGUCCACUGGUUUCAAGCUGACCCGAGAGGAACUCAUGACAUGUUUAAGGCACAUGAUUCCCCUCACAUUAAUGCUGAUAUUGACACUAGUGAUUAUAGCAACAGAUUUUAUUGCCUUCCACUUAGCACAAGCAACUGUGACUGAAGUCUCCGGGCUCCCUGUCGUGCCAAUUAAAUUCCAGAUAAAAUAUGAUGUCAAACUUACUUGGUUGAAAUUCUGGGGAAAGAUUUUUAAUGGUGCUUUCCCGACAGGACAAUCCUUAUCUCCAUUUGAAAGCAGUUACCGCCAGAACUUGACCUUUGCCUCUGCCGACUGCUCCAUGAAAUGGCCAUGCCCUCCGAACGUAUCUGUGAUCUUUGCGGUUGGGCUCCUUUAUUGCAUCAUUUAUGCCAUGAUAUUUCUGGAAACAUACUCGCACCGGCUGUGCCGAAAAAUUUCAGCCUCCUUUUUUCAGAACCGGGAAGACCAGAGGGUCCAGUAUCUGUACAGGAAACUUGUUAAGAAACACAAGAGAAAGGAGCAAAAGCAACAGCAGCAGAAACCCACUGGAGUUUGUUAA